Messenger RNA from Symbiodinium natans, 3234 nucleotides. The record is from the annotation of a GenBank genome assembly. Lineage: Eukaryota; Dinophyceae; Suessiales; Symbiodiniaceae.
AUGUUGGAGGUUCACAUUUCGAGUGCCACCACAGGCCAGAACAUCAGUGUGGUGCAUGCAGGCCAUGAUUGGACAGUGCAUGAGCUCAGCGGAAAGCUCGCUAGCCAGCUGGAUGUUUUGCCGUAUUCUCAAGUACUGCUGCAUGGGGCCCAACCUUUGAAAGGCCACGAGCGGUUACAGGAUUUCUUGGAUGCGGAAGGGGCAACUACCCUGGAACUUCAGUUGUUGCGCAAGUCAUGGGUGGUGACCGUUGCCGACCAUCGGCCGGAAAGCAAAAGUGCUGGAAAGGCAGGCUCCGGCGACAAACUGGAGGUCGACGUCGAAGCGUAUCCUGGUUGUUCCUUGAGGGACUUCUGUGCCCGCGUCGCUGAGAAAUUUAAUUUCAAGCCAGCAACCCGGCCCCAGCUUGCCGUCAAUGGGCAGAGUAUCAACUGGCAGACAGAGUCUGAGACGAGUUUGGCCGAUUUGGGCAUCCAGCCAGAUUCAAACGUGCGUGUGAUUGGAGUUUCAGACUUGCCUUUAGUGUGCAUUGGGACCCCUGCCCUGCAAAGCCGAAGGUCGGAGUUUCUGGAAUCCAACUGCGCUUUGAGCCUGAUAGAUCAGUGCCAAGCAGGCCAUUUUCACUUCUAUCCGCAGCGGGGGGCCGCUUGGAGGCGCGCACAACCCUCACUGCAGGUCCUGCAUUCCGGCGAAUCCUCGCGCCACUGCGAUGCGAUCUUUCAGAUUGCAGGGUUCCUCACAGAAACGGAGUGUAACAGCAUCAGUGCCAGCGCGAAUGCACUGGCGCUGCCACCCACGAAAGUGGAGUGCUUCAGGGGCACCCGUCGCUAUCAACGGCUGGUGGCGCGAGACGGGCGCCUAGCUUCCCAGCUGUGGGAACGGGCGGAGCGCUGGGUACGGAAGGCCUUUGCGGACAGGAGUACGCGGCCCUUAGGUUUUGGUUGCGUGCAGGGCGACUGGGAAUUGGCAGGGCUGAACCCUUGUUUCCGUGUGAAUUCCUAUGGUCCCGAGGGGUUUCUGAAACCGCACCGUGAUGCGCCUUUCAGCCCAGAUGUGAAUGCACGGUCACUGUGCACGCUGCUCAUUCCACUCAGCUCUGUCGGCAAAACCCGCUUCUUCCAUCCAGUGCAGGAAGGCUUUGAUUAUCGUGGGAUGACCCUGCAAGAAGAGCUCGAAGCCCGGGGUGGUUUGGCUGCUGGGUUCCGUGCCCUGGACGUGUGCCUCUCUGCAGGCUCGGCGCUCCUGUUUGGUCAGGGCUUGCUCCACGAGGGCAUCCCGGCAGAUGGGAACCAGCGCAAGGUGCUACUUCGGACUGAUGUCCUGGUGCGGCGCAGGCCGCCAGUGCCAGCGGUGCUCAUGACGGCUGCCGAGCGGAAGGACCAGACUGCAGCCCUGCGGUGGUUCAGGGAAGCGCAGCACCAGGAGUUAAGGCAGAAGCCUUGCAACGAUCUUUACGAGCGGGCGCUUUCUUACCGGUACUUCUAUCCUAGCGAGGACGUCGAUGAGAUGUUGGAACCAGUUCGAAGCAUCCGGCCUGACACUGCGGCUGUGGAUCAACCGUCUGUUCUCCCGAGCACAAGGCUUGAGAGAUAUCCCGACUUCGUGCAGCCUGAGCUGAUCCAUUUGAUGGGCCCGGUCGCCGCCUUCAGGCUUCCACACGAGCAGCCAACGGAGCCCAGCAGCCAGAACAACGGGUUCGCGGACGACACCCCACCUGCCCCAAAGUCACAGAGCACGGCAAAGCACUUGCGAGCCUCGGCCAUGUAUGCGCUGCAUAUGCUGGGACACCAUGGAUACAGCCAAGCAGUGUACACGGUGAACUUCGACCCCCAAAGCCAGCAAGUCACCGCCGUGCCCCUGAAAGACUUGCUGGUGGCAGCUUUUGAGGCACGGCCCUGCUACGGUGCCAUUUACAAUGUGGCUCAGCGCCAUGACACGGUGGAGGAGGACUUCGAGGCUGCAGUCGACCGGACGAACAUGGCCCUACAGCACGGCUGUGCCCACAUCGGCCUGGACCUCCUGGCAGGCUUGAAGAGCGAGGUCUUCGCCGGUGAUUACAGCAGUGGCGGUGUGGAUCUGCGCGACGAUGACAAGAUCGAGGAGCUUCAUGGAAGGCGUUUCAGCGCAAGCAUCCGGCAAAAAUACCAGGACAGCUUCAGUGGCCGCUCAUGGCCAGCACCGGAAACACCUGACUGGCAGAGGUAUUUGGGCAAGCUUCUGUCGGACGAGGCUGGCAAACCUGGUUUGGAUCUUGUUGCGACGGCGGUGGGCGAGCGCAACUUGUCGUUAGACAUGGGCCAUGUUGAGGAGGACAUUGACGUCGAGGCGCGACCCUUGAAUCAUUUGGUCUUCGAUUUCAGCAAGCACGAACUGGUAGUGCACUCGCAUGCCCAAGCGCCAAGUCCCAGGGCACCGUACGACCCUGAAGCUUUGUGGCUGGAACUUCUGCAGCAGUGGUAUACACACUGGUCUCAGCCGAAACCGCGCAUACCGCGGCUGCCGAAACCGCGGAUACCGCGGCUGAGGAGGGGAAGGAGCAGCCCCAGGUCUCGUUCAUCAAGCAGACCCUCGAGUCCGGCACCUGACCGCAGCCCAAGCCCGAGGAGACGAAAAACCGAAGGCAAGACGUGCACAACUAGCACAGCCUCCACCGCAACCUCCACAGCCUCCACCGUGCGCCUUUAUGACGACCUGAAGCUUAACAGAAGCCAGGGUGAGGGACUCCAACCGUUGGAAGACAAGCUGCAGGGCAACGUGGUGCUCAAAAUCACAGCUCGUUCAGAGCCUUUGGGUCAAGUUCGUCCUGUCACUCUUAUUAAGGACACUGCGGAGUCCCUGGCGGUGUUUAUUGAUGGCAAGGCUUUGCAUUGCAUGGUGCGUGGCGCGAUGGACGUUCUGCCCCACAAGAACUGCAUCCAGUGGUCCACAGGAGGACAGACGAGUUGCUGGAUUCUGGACGACAUCGACCCGCAGGCUGUGACUGAUUUUCUUGGUUCUCCUGGAUACAUCUUUGAACGUUAUGAGGUUUCUCUAGCCGCGAUUGCGCGGGAGGGCGCGGGCUUCCACCAUGCGGCUGAGAUGAAUGGCGUCGAGAGGAUCUUGCAAGUACAGGUUGAGCACGCCGGCCUUGCUCUGUCUGACCACACCACGACUGUACUUUGUGGCGUGGCAGCUGACCCGCAGACGGAGGCUGCGGUGGUUUGGACAAUCUACCACGGCUUGUCUGCCUUGUGA